UUUUUUUCCUUAAAUGUAUUUCCCAAAAUUGCCACCAUUUCUGAAAUCAAAUAAUUUCUUGGUAUUUUCUAAUACUAGUAGACAGACUCUUUAUGCAUGUUUUAGUAGUAUCUUAUACAACACAAAAGGACGAAAGGGGAAAACCAAAAUAAUUAUCUGAUUCAUAACGCAAGUACCGAGAAUUUAUGAUUAUUGACCUUCUUCAUUUUAGAGCGCGUCUGACCUUCCAUUUCGUUCCACUCUAAGCAUUUUUUGCUGUAAAAAUGCAACAAUAUUGUGACAUCAUUCCACUCAUAAAUGAAGACAUAAUUGUUAUCGGAAGUAGUUUACAAUAAACUGUCCGACCGAUAUAUUUUACACCAUUUUAUUGUCAUGACAAGAAUUGCUGCUCUUCCAUCUGUGAAAGGCCGUCAGCAUUAUUUUCGUUCCGAAAGGAUGUACGAGUUAAUAUGUUUGUUUAAAGGUCACUCUUGCUUAUGCUUGUUUUAUAUAAAUUGACGAAGAUCUGCUGGCAGAGUCCUGUUGCUCUUUGACUUUGUAUCACUUUGUUUAAGUUUGCUAUUCAAUCAUGUUUGAGAGAAGUUUGUUCCUCUUGUUCAUUGCUGGCGUCCUACGGUAUUGUGUUGUGGCGCAAGAUCCGAUUGUCUUUGGUAGUUCUUCAUCCGCUAUGACAACAAGUACACAAAAUGGUAUGUCCUGUUGUUGUGUUCCAACGGGUAGUUGUCCACCUUCUAGUGGUGGCAUUGAUAUUCGAAUAGUUACUCCGACUUCCAAUUGCAAUGCUGGACAAGUAUACUGCUGUUCAUCUACUUCUGGAAACUUAAUUGACGGGAACUGCGGUAUUAGAAAAAUCCCUGUAACCGCGCGUCGUGAUGGACAAGCUAGUUUUGGAGCAUAUCCUUGGCAAGCUGUACUUUUAACGAGCGGCAACGUUUAUGCUGGUUCUGGUGUACUCAUUACUCCAAAUCAUGUGCUCACUGUUGCACACAAAGUGGCUUCUUAUGUAAAUGGUGGUCUUAAAGUAAGAUUAGGAGAGUGGGAUGCAACAUCUACAAGUGAACCUAAUCCCUACCAAGAAUAUUCAGUUCAAAGAAUAUCCAUACACCCUAAUUAUGACUCUGUUAAUUUAAGAAAUGAUGUAGCAAUAAUAACUUUAAGUGGUACUGUACCUAUCUCAAGUAGUCCUAAUAUUAAUACUGCCUGUCUUCCUGUGGCAAUACCUGCUAAAAAUACAAGAUGUUGGGUGUCAGGAUGGGGUAAAAAUGCCUUUGGUGCAAAUGGAAGAUACCAGAGUAUAAUGAAAGAGGUGGAUGUACCCAUUGUUGAUCAAUCAACUUGUGAAACUUCUCUUAAAAGCACCAGUCUUGGACAAAAUUUUAUUCUCGAUCAAAAUAGUUUCUUAUGUGCUGGAGGAGAAACUGGAAAAGAUGCAUGCACAGGUGAUGGUGGUUCUCCAUUAGUAUGUAAAUCUGGCAAUGAUCAGUGGCAAGUUGUUGGACUGGUAGCAUGGGGUAUUGGUUGUGCAACCAGUAAUGUUCCUGGUGUCUACGUAAAUGUCUAUAAUUAUGUUCCAUGGAUAACACAACAGAUCACUGCAAAGAAAUAAUUAUUAUACGAUCUUCAACAAUGUUCAUUCAUGUAAACCAAUGAUCGCAUUCUGUCGUAAUACAUGAGUGGUGAGUAGC
Megachile rotundata (alfalfa leafcutting bee) is the source of this 1685-nucleotide messenger RNA. Its product is annotated as inactive CLIP domain-containing serine protease A3. Lineage: Eukaryota; Metazoa; Arthropoda; Insecta; Hymenoptera; Megachilidae. Gene Ontology annotation, biological process: proteolysis. Gene Ontology annotation, molecular function: serine-type endopeptidase activity. The record is from RefSeq and is a predicted model, not a curated record.